Molecule: messenger RNA, 2784 nt
Organism: Callithrix jacchus (white-tufted-ear marmoset)
Lineage: Eukaryota; Metazoa; Chordata; Mammalia; Primates; Cebidae
Gene: VTCN1
Product: V-set domain containing T cell activation inhibitor 1
Biological process (GO): regulation of cytokine production; T cell receptor signaling pathway
Cellular component (GO): external side of plasma membrane
Molecular function (GO): signaling receptor binding
Source: RefSeq, a predicted model, not a curated record
AGGGCCUGGGAAGCCUUUGCUCCUCACCCUCUCCCAAAUUCAAAGCUCAGAAAGGCAGCUCUGGGCCCCUGGCUUGGCUGGCUGGCUGCAGUCGGCAGCUGCUGUGUCUGCAGGGAACUCUGCACAGCCACCCUGUUUCCUCAUACCUGAGCCGUCCACAGCUGCACGCACCACUCCCGGCCUGCACACACUAUUAAGGCCAGCACACGGGAGCUGGCUGUGAGGUCAUCGAGGAGGGCAGCAGCAGCUCCACUCAGCCAGGACCCAGAUACUCCAGGAACCUUCCCCAGCCAUGGCUUCCCUGGGGCAGAUCCUCUUCUGGAGCAUAAUUAGCAUCAUCAUUAUUCUGGCUGGAGCAAUUGCACUCAUCAUUGGCUUUGGUAUUUCAGGGAGACACUCCAUCACAGUCACUACUCUCACCUCAGCCGGGAACAUUGGCGAGGAUGGAAUCCUGAGCUGCACUUUUGAACCUGACAUCAAACUUUCUGAUAUCGUCAUACAAUGGCUGAAGGAAGGUGUUAUAGGCUUGGUCCAUGAGUUCAAAGAAGGCAAAGAUGAGCUGUCGGAGCAGGAUGAAACGUUCAGAGGCCGGACAGCAGUGUUUGCUGAUCAAGUGAUAGUCGGCAAUGCCUCUCUGCGGCUGAAAAAUGUGCGACUCACAGAUGCUGGCACCUACAAAUGUUAUAUCAUCACUUCUAAAGGCAAGGGGAAUGCUAACCUUGAGUAUAAAACUGGAGCCUUCAGCAUGCCACAGGUGAAUGUGGACUAUAAUGCCAGCUCAGAGACCUUGCGGUGUGAGGCUCCCCGAUGGUUCCCCCAGCCCACAGUGGUCUGGGCAUCGCAAGUGGACCAGGGAGCCAACUUCUCAGAAGUCUCCAAUACCAGCUUUGAGCUGAACUCGGAGAACGUGACCAUGAAGGUUGUGUCUGUGCUCUACAAUGCUACGAUCAACAACACGUACUCCUGUAUGAUUGAAAACGACAUUGCCAAAGCAACAGGGGAUAUCAAAGUGACAGAAUCUGAGAUCAAAAGGCGGAGUCACCUACAGCUGCUGAACUCGAAGGCUUCUCUGUGCGUCUCUUCUUUCUUUGCCAUCAGCUGGGCACUUCUGCCUCUAGCCCCUUACCUGAUGCUAAAAUAAUGCACCUCGGCCACAAAAAAGCACGCAAAGUCAUUGUUACAGCAGGGAUCUACAGAAUGAUUUUGCCACCAGAUAUGACCUAGGUUUAUGUUUCUGGGAGGAUAUGAAUUCAUAUCUAGAAGUCUGGCGUGAACAAACAAGAAACAAAACGAAGCCAAGAGCGGAGUCUCCAAUAGGAACAAGAUACAUCUAUCUUCAAAGGCAUGUUAGAAGUUGGGAAAAUACUUCAUCUGAACUAGACAAGUGUGUUAAGAGUGAUAAGUAAAAUGCACGUGGAGGCAAGUGCAUCCCUGGAUCUCAGGGGCCUCCCCUACCUAUCAGGGGGGCGAGAGGAUAGGAUAGUGAUGUCCUUUGUCUCUGGAUAUUUAAUUAUAUGUGCUAUCACGUUGCUCUGAGGAAGCUCCUGGAAAGCUUCUAUGCCAAGGUAGCCACAUCUUAGAUUCCACAAAUUAAGUUGCAGUGUAUACUCUAAGCCGCUGCUCACUGACUGUCACUUUGCAACUCCAGGGCAGCUGCAUUUUAGUAAUAGGUCAAAUGAUUCACUUUCUAUUGUGCUUCCAAAGGUGCCCCAGCUUCUCUUCCCAACGGACAAAUGCCACAGAUAAGAAAAAUUAUCGUAAUUUUAGCCCAAACAGUCGGUGCCACCGAUUUUACAAAUAAAGUGAGCAGCUUCUUUUUAAAUGAACAAAUGCAGGUUUAUUUCUCAGGUGAUAUUCAUCCGUGAAUGGUCCAGGGAAGGACCUUUCCCCUUGACUCCGUGGCAUUACCUCACCACAAGCUCUAAGGCUUCUCCUUUCCAUCCUGUGUGGACAGCUAAGACCUCUGUUUUCAAUAGCAUCUAGAGCAGUGGGACUCAACUGGGGUGAUUUCGCUCCCCAUCCUCAGGGGAAUGUUUGAAGACAGUUUCAGUUGCCACAGUGAGGGAGUGAAGGAGGAGACGGUGAUACCAGCAUCCGGUGGAUAGAGGCUAGAGAUGCUGCCCAACCUCCUGCCACGUACAGGGCGUCUCCCGGUUACCAUUACCCAGUCCCAAGGGUCAACUCUGUCAAGGCUAAGAAACCCUGGUUCAGAGUAGAAAAGGCCUAGAAAGAGGGGAGCAGACAAAUCUGUCUGCUUCCUCACAUUAGUCAUUGGGAGAGACGCAUCUGUCUCUUUGGCAGCCUCUGUGAACUCUAUUGCGCACCCUGGUAACAUCUCUCAGAGAACAGGGUUGUCAAGGCCUGUGGGAAAUGCCUGAUGGGAUUAUCUUCAGCUUGUUGAGCUUCUGAGUUCCUUUCCCUUCAUCCUGCCCUCCCGGCCAAGUUCUGUAAGAGAGCUGCCUGCGUUCUAGCUCAGAUUUUCUUACUCUGAAUUUAGAUCUCCAGACCCUGCCUGGCCACGACUCAAAUGAAGGCAACAGACCUUCCACGAAGUACACAGAGACUUUUGAAAGCAGGGACAAUGACUUUUUGAACUGAGGCCUUGGGGAAUGAAGCUCUGGUGGAAAUAAUGGUUCGUUUCCAGCCCCCUUCCCACACUUUUCAUGUGUUAACGACUGCCUUCCUGGUCCUUGGAGCCACCGUGACUGUGUUCCAUUUUGUUGUAGAAAACUGAGUGUAGAGUUCUGAUGGUUCAAGUGAAUGAUUAAAUAGACAUUUCCUACA